Messenger RNA from Carassius carassius (crucian carp), 1195 nucleotides. RefSeq names its product transmembrane protein 45B-like. The record is from RefSeq and is a predicted model, not a curated record. The transcript has 6 exons. Lineage: Eukaryota; Metazoa; Chordata; Actinopteri; Cypriniformes; Cyprinidae. Bases 22 to 954 code for a protein of 310 amino acids.
UAUCGCAAUGCAGGUGAGCAGAUGCGCUUUUUGAGGGCAAGUAACUUGGAUAUUCCCAUCACAAGAUCAGCACAGGAGCACAACACAGGCCAGAGUUUAAGGGGCAGUAUGGCCAACUUCAAGGGACAUGCAUUACCUGGUACAUUCUUCCUGCUGUUUGGCCUGUGGUGGUCAAUAAAGUACUCGUUCCGACAGAUACAGAGGAAAAAAGAGAGGCAACAUGGAGACAGAGACAGACAUACUGUGCUCUUCAACCGCAUAGAUUUAAUUGAAGGAGUUUUAAAGAUCUUUUUUGCAUUUGUUGGGAUCAUGGCAGAGCAGUUUGUGCCUGAUGGCCCUCAUGCACAUCUGUAUCAGGACGGCUGGGUGAAGCUGAUGAACUGGCAGCACAGCACCAUGUACUUGUUUUUUGGUAUUGCUGGCAUUGCAGAUGUUUUCAGUGUGUCUUCUCGCCACGUGCCUGUUGGUCUUGACCGCCUCUCUCUUUCCUUGGCUCUCUUUGUGGAAGGGUUCCUUUUCUAUUUCCAUGUCCACAAUCGUCCCGCUCUGGACCAGCACAUCCACUCUCUGCUUCUGUUUGCUGUGUUUGGUGGAUCCGCCAGCACAAUGCUGGAGGUGUUUAAGCGAGAUAACACAGUGCUGGAACUUCUUAGGUGCAGUUUGGCCAUCCUACAAGGAACAUGGUUCUAUCAGAUUGGGUUUGUGCUGUAUCCUCUAAAUGGAGAACAGUGGGAUCUGGACAGACAUGACAACAUCAUGUUCAUCACCAUGUGCUUCUGCUGGCAUUUUGCUGUGGCUCUGCUUGUUGUGGGCAUCUGCUAUUGUGGAGUUUUUUGGUCUUCAAAAUGGUGUGGAGGAAGACAACUAGACGACAUGGAGAUGGGCCUCAGAAAGUGCACUGCCUCAGAUUCUAGCUCCCAGAAGGCUUUGCUUCAGGAAUCAGAUGAAGAGUAGUGUGAGCAUGUGAUGACUGCCAGGACUGAAUGCACUGAAUUCAAGGCUUUUUGCCCUUUUCUCUUCUAGCCAUCUGUCUUCCAAUAGGACCUUAUGACUUUGUUUAUAUCCUUUUACUGCAAAAGAUAUUCAUCAAAGUGGACUUGUAAAUUAUGUGGUUGUCACAGGUGUCAGAAUCACCUGGAAUGAACCUGACCCCAGAAAUUUUUCACACUAGGUAAAGAAGAGAUCAUGACAUUCU